UUCAAACAUCACAAUUGUGAUGUUAAUUUUGUUCUUUAAAAACCAAUACUAUACAAUUAUUUUGAUUACACGCAAUUAUUACAUCUAAGGCUUUGCUCCUAAAUUGGGAAAGAUAACAUAUUUUGGUUUCUAAAUAUUACAGAAGCUUAGAAAACCUAAAAACAAAAUUCAGAUUGUACUGUUGAGCUGUUGACUGAAAUCAUAGCAAGACUGAUGGCGAAAAACGAAAUACCUGCCCUUGGCCGCCCAUUCCAGUUGGGAAUGCUUUAUGAUCGCCGUUCUGAGAAAUUGGUGAUGGGAAGGACUUUAUGGUCACAUAAACAUUUAAACGAAUCUCUUAGCAUCCAUCCUAAACCAUAUACAAAUAAUGACGUCUUUGUAGAAAAUUCGAUCGAUGACAAAACAAGUGCCCUAAACAUAGAAGCAGGUCUUAAGCUUAGUUUUCUGACAGGGUUGGUGAAUGUAGAAGGUUCUGCUAAAUAUUUGAGCGAUGCAAAGACGUCCAAGCGAUAUUCCCGUGUGGUGUUACACUAUGAAACAACUACAGAAGUAAAACAGCUGACGAUGGAGCAUCUUGGUAAAGACCAAACUGACUAUCACAAUGUAUUUAAUACAGUUGAUGCUACUGAUGUUGUGGUUGGUAUAGUCUACGGUGCGAAGGCUUUCUUUGUGUUUGAAAAUGAAGUGUCAGAGGAUGAAUCCGUAAAGGAAGUGAGUGGAAAAAUGAAGGUUUUAGUACAAUCUCUACCAGGAGUAGGGAUUGGUGGUCAUGGCAUGGUUGAUAUCACUAAAGAAGAAAAGAAAUACAAAGAGAGUAUGAGAUGCAAGAUGUAUGGAGACUUUCGACUGAACAAGAGUCCAACUAACUUCGAGGAAGCUAUUAAAGUCUACAAAGAAUUACCGUCGCUCAUUGGCGAAAAAGGAGAGAAUGCAGUCCCGAUUCAAGUAUACUUAUACCCACUGAGUAAGAUUGAUAAAGGUUUUAAGAAAAUAGCAAGUGGAAUAAGCGCAAAUUUGAUAACUCAAACGUCUGAAUUACUUAAAAAUUUUAUAUUCCUAAAAGAAGAAUGUAAUGAUCUUCUUCAUAACAAUAUCUGUUGUAGCUUUCCACAAUUAAAGAAGCAGAUUAAUAAAUUUCUUGGAAAUGUUGAGCACUACAGAUCCACUUUUGAAGAAGAAUUGCUGUCACUUCUUCCCAAGGUAAGAGGAGACAGCAAAAAAAUGCAAGAACUUGCUUCGCUUAUAAAAGAAAAAGAAGAAUCUCCUUUCUCUUGUCAAUCCUUAAAAGCGUGGUUGGAAGAUAGAAAGAAUGAAGUAAAACGAUUUCAAAAUAUAUUAGAUAUGUUUGAGGAAACCUCUUAUGGCAGUCUGGAAAAUAUCAACGAUCUAUUGAUUGAUCCCACAGUUAAAUACAUCGUUUCCUUUACUCUCAAGACUUCUUGGGUAGAAGAUCACCAACUACGUAGCAUGGAUGCUUACCAAAGUAAAAACUAUACUUUAAUGGAAAAUGACAAUGUUAAGAUAGGCCAGAUUUGUGUGCCAAAGAAAAUCCGUGAUGCUAUACAAAUCUUUAAAAAUUUAAAGUCGUUUAAUGAAAAAAAUGAUGAUAUCAAAUUUCUUGUUAUAGAAGAAUCUUUACAUUUGCGUGGCCAUGGUAAAAGUGGUGCUUUUGUUUCUCUGUAUGUAAAUGGUGAGCUUGUAAACAAUAAUUUGAGCUCUGGUUCAAAGCCGAAAAACCUGGAAGUCCUAGAAACAAGCCAGAACUCCUUAAACAUUACUUGGGAUGAGGAAAAAACAAACAUAGAGUUUGCAAAAAGUUACAAAAUCUUCUAUACCGAUGACAAAAACUUAGAUACGUGGCCACACAUCGAACAAGAAUGGAAUGGUACGAACAAACCAACAGUUGUUCUUUCAAAUCUUGAACCAGCAACCACCUAUCACAUAAAAGUUUGUGCUCUUAAUAAAAUUCCGAUCAGUGAGUGCAGUGAAGUUUUAUCAGUGACAACUUCCUUACAUCGACUUGAAUACGACAGAAUACUUCGCUUCUGUAAACUCCUAAAGCCUUCAGAAAACAGAGCACCUGCAGUAUAUGGUCUUCCUUUGAGUCUUGUUUCCCAAGAUCAAGAUCAAAUGAUUCGCAAGUUCGAAGUGAAUCUCAACAAUGAAGAAAGUCUUUCAAACAAUGCGAGCAAGCCACAUAAAGCUAUUUUAAUGGUUUCCUUUGAGGCUAAUCUUAGAAGAAGAGUUGAUUUUGCAAAUGCCAUGGUUAACUACAUAUUUGGUAUACAAUUUGAGGAAAAUUUCCGUCUUCAACUGAUUUAUAACGAAUCUCAAGACAGGAAAGAUGACGAAGUCUUCGUUUAUACUUUGCAUCACAUGGAAGGAUUUAAGGUUCCUUUUAACAUCACCAUAAUAGACUUUGUGAUCAGGGAAGUUUGCGUCCCAACUUCUGUGAAAACUGUUAUUGAAGAAUUCCAACGUUCAAUGGGGCAUCUUUAUGCGGGAUUCCAUUUUAUUGGAGAUGUCAUUCGGAUGAGGGAUAGCAUUGACAUGAUUCACAAAAUUGAUAUUUUAUCACAAUUUUAUGAAGAAAUUGACACGCAUCCUACAGAUUUUUAUGCGGAAGUAGAGGAUUAUCAAAAAGGGACUAUGUUUUCCAUAUUUAACAAAAGUGUUUUUAUGUUAGAUAGCAAUGAUUCUGUUGGUGAAUGCCCUGAAUUUGACAGCUUUGUCAAUUCAAAUGAACGUAACGAAGGCGAAGGCAUCUCAGAAUUUUCUGAAAAUGAAUUGAAUCGAAAUAUUUCUAUUGAUACGAAAGAAAACACGUUUGACCUUGGGACAGUUGUUGGUCUUAAUCUUAGCAUUAGCGAAAAAAGGCGUUUACUUAAAAUGAAUCCAUGUAAACCAUCCUAG
Molecule: messenger RNA, 2913 nt
Organism: Xenia sp. Carnegie-2017
Lineage: Eukaryota; Metazoa; Cnidaria; Anthozoa; Malacalcyonacea; Xeniidae
Product: verrucotoxin subunit beta-like
Exons: 4
Coding region: 214-2913 (899 amino acids)
Molecular function (GO): protein binding
Source: RefSeq, a predicted model, not a curated record